Molecule: messenger RNA, 1293 nt
Organism: Gymnodraco acuticeps
Lineage: Eukaryota; Metazoa; Chordata; Actinopteri; Perciformes; Bathydraconidae
Product: zinc finger and BTB domain-containing protein 11-like
Exons: 4
Biological process (GO): regulation of transcription by RNA polymerase II
Molecular function (GO): protein binding; DNA-binding transcription factor activity, RNA polymerase II-specific; RNA polymerase II cis-regulatory region sequence-specific DNA binding
Source: RefSeq, a predicted model, not a curated record
UGACCUGUUUAUUUUACCCGGGACAAAAAUAACAGUCAAAGUCUCGUCGAGUAUUUCUUCCUCAUAACUGUGUUUUGUGAAGUAGGCAUUAGAUUAAAAAUAAACAAUUAAAAGGUAGAAGUCUAGGUUAUAACUUCAGGGACUCUUAAAUAAAGUUGUAAUGGGUUCCUCUGCUGGUCUCAGACUUUAUAUGAGUGAUAAUAACGGACCUUUAAUCCUGGACUGAACUGGAGGCACAGGGAAUCAAAUUACAGUUAUAAGUUUGCACACGGCGCCAUCUUGUGGCGGAAGACAUUCAUAACCUGCUUCCGCCACACCACUCACGGAACAUCCGGUUGUGCAGCAGCCAUUUUGUCUGUUCGGGCAGCAAGUCCACCCUGACGAUCGAGAACUGCAGUUCCGUCUUAAAGAAAACAAUGUGAAAUUUAAUCCCAGCGUUAAUAUUUCCCGUUAUCUACUAUCUAAAAAAUCAAAUCACAAUUUUACAAGCCGAGGUGGGCGGCAGAACCCCCGGAUUUGAGUGUAAAAAACUAAAAAGCGCUGGUGUCUGGUUACGACAUGUCGAGCGAAGAGAGCUACCGGGCCAUCAUCCGCUAUCUGACCGAUGAGAGGGAGCCCUACGCGGCAGGGACCCCCGGGAACACCAAGAGAAAGAUCCGCAAAGCAGCGACAUGCUACGUGGUCCGCAGCGGGACUUUGUUCUACCAGAGGCGGCUGAAGGGACAGAAUGACUUCACGGAACUGGAGGUGGUGCUGCAGGACGAUCGGAGGAGGGAGCUCAUCACCGCGGAGCAUGUUGCCUCUGAGGGCGGGGAACACCUGAACCAGCAGCUCACCUGGGACUUCAUCUCACAGAAGUACUGGUGGAGAGGUAUCCUGAAGCAGGUGAAGGACGUAAUCAGAGAGUGUCCCGAGUGUCUCAACAGACGCAGCUCGGAUGACGGCGCUGGAAAUCGACUUUUCGCCCGACCGGCGCGACGCAGAGCGACCGCUAACGAUGAAGAGGAAGAGGAGGAAGAAGAGGGAGAUAGCUUAGUCUUCGCUGACCCAUCUAGUCAACUGAGACACAAAGCGACGGCCAAACACGAACUCGUCUUUGUGGACAGUAAGGGCGAGGUGAAUCAGUUCCUGCCCAAACACAGCCAGACGAUGCUGGACAAACUGAACCAGCAGCGCCUCACUAACCAGUUCUGUGACAUCACGCUGCUCAUCGAGGGAGACGAGUACCGAGCGCACAAAGCCGUCCUCGCCGCCUGCAGCGAAUACUUCAACGAGCUCUUCUUCGAGAAGGGA